Gambusia affinis (western mosquitofish) is the source of this 747-nucleotide messenger RNA. Its product is annotated as dynein light chain Tctex-type 5-B-like. Gene Ontology annotation, molecular function: dynein intermediate chain binding. The transcript is spliced from 5 exons. Gene Ontology annotation, biological process: microtubule-based movement. Gene Ontology annotation, cellular component: cytoplasm; cytoplasmic dynein complex. Lineage: Eukaryota; Metazoa; Chordata; Actinopteri; Cyprinodontiformes; Poeciliidae. The record is from RefSeq and is a predicted model, not a curated record. Bases 218 to 727 code for a protein of 169 amino acids.
GUUAAACCUGGAACUAGACGUCGAGAAAUCGGUAUAAACAUUUUAAAUUAGUUAGUACAGUAACAUGCAUUAUAAUUAUAAGAUUUCAAAAGUAUUUAAAUAACCUUCGACAUUUCACUAAACUUUGAAUAAGCGAACAGUUUUUUUAAACGAACAACCGAGCUUAAGUUGUCUCUCUUGAGGUUAUCUUGAAUUGUAAGGGAAGAAAAAAGCAGCGAUGUCUGAACAACUUAAGGAAAAACCACAAAAAGCAGACAAGAAAGUCAAACUUCCCACGGAUGGAUCCAGAGCCAAAGAAAAAGCUGGCCGGAUUAAAGACCCUGCCAGUACGCAUGUGGACGAGCAUGUGACCCAUGAAGAUCCCACAGCUACCAUGAUUCCGAAUACUUACCAACUAGGCCCUUAUAAACCAUUCCCUAUCACUGUUAUCUCAUUCAUACUGAAGGAAGAAAUCACCAAUCACCUCCGAGAUGUGCAGUAUGAUCCACAUCACUCUCGAGAAAUGACCCUGACUCUCUGUGAAGUGAUAAGGUCCCGCGUGAAGGAGCUCAUGAUCCCCAGGUAUAAAACCGUCAUCCUGGUCCACAUCGGCCAGCUCAACGGUCAGGGGAUGCAGAUCAGCAGCCGCUGUCUGUGGGAUCCAAACUUCGACACCUUUGUGUCCCACUCCUUCAAGAACAAAACUCUGUUCUGCAGCGCCACCGUGUACGGGAUCUACUAUGAGUAAAACCAUCAGGUCAAGUUUUA